AUGUCGGGGGAAGACGAUACCUUUGACAUUGACAUCUAUGGUGACGAUGCCGAGGACUCGAAACCCACCGGAACCACCGAAGACUACGGCGAAGACAAGAUCGACUUUGGCGAAGACGAACCGCUAGACAGUGAGAUUGCAAACGCAAACACACAAGCCGGCGCGGUGAACACCACGGAGCAGUCAGAUAUUAAGCAGGAAUCACAGCCACCGCUAACCCAGCAUGGCACCAAGCGGAAAGCGCCCGACGACGAUGAAGACGUCAAACCAGCACGUCCAGCAUCUUCCACGCCCAUGCAGCAGCAACAACAGCAAUCACACACCUCACCUUCCGCCGAUCGAAAUGCAACAGCAGCCCUCAAACUCGCUGAACUCAACUGGUGGACCACAGAAGAACACUUGCGCGCCUUCUGUGCCUCCGCUGGUGUGGAAGGAAACCUCAAAGAACUCACAUUCGGCGAACACAAAAUCAAUGGCAAAUCCCGAGGUGAAGCAUUCCUCGAAUUCGACUCUCCAUCCGCCUCAGCAGCAGUCAAACAAGCCAUCGAGAAGAGCACGCUAAAAGAAGAUGGCACGAAGAAGCCCAAUUCCGCACAAGUCAUGUACACACCUCCCGGCAACAACCCAUUCAAGGGCAAGGACUCAGGUGCAGUCAGCAAGAAGGAAUACACAUCCACACCGGGCGGUCGAGGAGGCGCGUACAACUCUUUCGGAGCAGGUCGUGGCGGCGGCUUCCAGCGAGGAGGCGGAGGAGGUUUUCAGCGAGGUGGGGGAGGCUUCCAGAACCGCGGUGGCUUUCAAGGCGGCAUGGCACCUCAGGCACAGCAAGGAGGUGGCUACGGCAUGAAUGGAGGUAUGAACGGCGGCAUGAAUCCCGCAAUGGGCAUGAACCCUGGAUUCGCCAACCCAAUGAUGGCAAUGGGCAUGGGCGGUUUCGGAAACAUGCGAGGGGGAAUGGGAAUGGGCGGCGCGGGCAUGCGAGGAAACUUCGCCGGCGGUAUGAACAUGAUGGGUGCAAUGGGCGGUAUGAACGGUAUGGGAGGCAUGAACAACAUGAUGGGCAUGGGCGGGAACCGAGGCGGUAUGAUGGGCGGUGGACGAGGUGGAUGGAAUGGAGGCUUUCAACAGGGUGGUGGUAUGCCGCAGCAGCAGCAGCAGGGAGGUUACGGAGGUGGUGGCUAUGGACAACAACCUGCGAAGCGAAUGAAGCCUGAGUAG
This is a messenger RNA of Zymoseptoria tritici IPO323, 1218 nucleotides long. RefSeq lists its product as uncharacterized. The record is from RefSeq and is a predicted model, not a curated record. Gene Ontology annotation, cellular component: mRNA cleavage and polyadenylation specificity factor complex. Bases 1 to 1218 code for a protein of 405 amino acids. Gene Ontology annotation, molecular function: mRNA binding. The transcript has a single exon. Lineage: Eukaryota; Fungi; Ascomycota; Dothideomycetes; Mycosphaerellales; Mycosphaerellaceae. Gene Ontology annotation, biological process: mRNA alternative polyadenylation.